CUUGUUUUGCCCCCAGCACCCGAUCCGGCCGCUGCCCCCGGUUCCGAACCCCGAGUGGCUCCCCAGACUGAAUGUGAGGUCUAGGGAGGUCCCCAGAGCGCCCCUCACAGUCUCUGUCUCCGCGCCCCUUCUCACCCUCCUGCUCCUCCUCCUCCCCCCGCUGCCACUGCUUAAUUUCUUGACUUUCGGACCAGCGGCGCGAGGCGGCGCGGCGCGGAGAGCUCCAGCCGAGGGGGCGGGGGAGAGUGGGGUUGCUUAGGAGGUCUUGGUUACUUUCCCCCCCUUGCUAGAUCCCUUUCUGAGGUCGAGUUGCCCAAGAUGCCUCAGGGGCCCGGCUCUCUGCUCCUGCUCUUCUUCGCCUCCCACUGCUGGCUGGGCUCCGCUCGAGGGCUCUUCCUUUUUGGGCAGCCCGAUUUCUCCUACAAGAGGAGCAAUUGCAAACCCAUCCCGGCUAACCUGCAGCUGUGCCACGGCAUCGAGUACCAGAACAUGCGGCUGCCCAACCUCCUGGGCCACGAGACCAUGAAGGAGGUGCUGGAACAGGCAGGCGCCUGGAUUCCGUUAGUUAUGAAACAGUGCCACCCGGACACCAAGAAGUUCCUUUGCUCUCUCUUCGCCCCGGUCUGCCUAGACGACCUGGACGAGACCAUUCAACCCUGCCAUUCGCUGUGCGUGCAGGUGAAAGACCGCUGUGCCCCGGUCAUGUCCGCCUUCGGCUUUCCCUGGCCGGACAUGCUGGAAUGUGAUCGCUUCCCUCUGGACAACGACCUCUGCAUCCCUCUGGCCAGCAGUGACCACCUCUUGCCGGCCACAGAGGAAGCUCCAAAGGUGUGUGAAGCCUGCAAAAACAGAAACGAUGAUGACAAUGACAUUAUGGAAACCCUGUGCAAAAAUGACUUUGCCCUGAAGAUAAAAGUGAAGGAGAUAACUUACAUCAAUCGGGACACCAAGAUCAUCCUGGAGACAAAGAGCAAAACCAUUUACAAGCUGAAUGGAGUGUCCGAACGAGAUCUGAAGAAAUCUGUGUUGUGGCUCAAAGACAGCCUGCAGUGUACCUGCGAGGAGAUGAAUGACAUCAAUGCCCCCUACCUGGUCAUGGGACAGAAGCAAGGGGGGGAGCUGGUGAUCACCUCUGUGAAGAGGUGGCAAAAGGGGCAACGAGAGUUUAAGCGAAUCUCCCGAAGCAUCCGAAAGCUACAGUGCUAAUCACUUCCUGUCUGCCGGGGUUCCCAGCCUAGCUCACUCUGGUGCUUCUGCUCCCCCAGCCAGGCUGAGCAUGGCUACCCAGGACUCCUUCCUCUCAAUUAAUGGGCACCAUCCCUCCCAGCCUCCAUUCCCAGCCCUACAUUUCCCACUGCCUUUUGCACCUUCUCACCCCAGAAUUUCCUGAGUUUUGAAAUUCCCAGGAAGCCUGGUGUAUACAGAGCUAUUUUCACAUAACAGAAAAAGAUAGAAAAACCACCCAAAUCUCAUGUGUAUAUAUAUUAAAAUUGUAAUAAAAAUCAUGAAUAUUUUUAUGAAAUAUUAAAAUAGCUUGCUUUAGGCUAGUUUGGGAUAAGGAAAAAUAGGGACCAGGAAAAUAGGGACCAGGCAUGGUGGUGUCUACCUUGAAAUCUCUGCUACCAGGGACGCUGGGGCUGAUGGAUCACUUGAGCUCAAGAGCUCUGAGAUGCAGUAGGACUAAAGCCUUUGCCAGUGUCCAACCUAGGUCCCAGAGGGAGCCACAAAGCUGCCUGAGGAGUGGUGAACCAGUCCAGGCUGGAAAUAUAGCAGCUCAAAGCUUUUGUGUCCAUCGGGAAAGGGAUCAGGUUGGCGUGUGUCUGCUGCACUUUCAACCUGGGUAAGAUAGGGAAACCCAGUCUCCAUUAAAAAACAAUGUGACUUGGGCCUUAUUUGGGACAUCUAGCUUUUCUCUGUCACUUACAAUGCAGUAAUGUACCUAAUGCUUCACAGUUCUAUGUAACCAGUCUCUAUUGUGUAUGACAAAAUAGGUUGAGAUAGAGCUGGCUAUUAUCUCAACAACCUUACUCUCCUUUGCUCUGGCCUGGCACGUGGGGGCCUGAGCUUUUCAACAUUCAUCGGUUAUUAUUCCAUCAUUGUUGGGAAAUUAUGGCUGUUGUAUGUGGCAUUCCAUUUCCACUUCAGGUAAUGGAUAACAAGCACAUUAACCUGUGUUCUUCGCAUGUUUCCUUUCCAUAAAAACAGAUUAACAGUAUUAUAACUGAUCUGAAUACAUUAAGCUUUUCAAAAAAUAAUUUUACUUAAUUUUACAAUUAAACCAUUUGUAGUCUGCCUGUAAUAUACGUAGUGACUUUCCUAAAAGAGUUGUAAAAUAUUGCUUUAACCAACACUGUAAAUAUUCAGAUAAACAUAUUCUUGUAUAUAAACUUUAUACCAUGUUUUA
Monodelphis domestica (gray short-tailed opossum) is the source of this 2404-nucleotide messenger RNA. RefSeq names its product secreted frizzled related protein 2 (gene SFRP2). The record is from RefSeq and is a predicted model, not a curated record. Gene Ontology annotation, molecular function: Wnt-protein binding. NCBI's taxonomy places the organism in Eukaryota, Metazoa, Chordata, Mammalia, Didelphimorphia, Didelphidae. Gene Ontology annotation, biological process: non-canonical Wnt signaling pathway; canonical Wnt signaling pathway.